AUGUCUGGUGAAGACGAUACUCAAGAAAGGUUCUCUCGGCUUAAACAAUUUCUUGAGUCAUCGUCAGCUUCUCGUUCUUCAAGGACUAUCACCGAUAAUCCUCUCUUUCAACGUCUUGCUCCACAAGUCAAUCCUGUUAAAGUGCCAUUACCGUCUGACAACGAAUCUGAUUUUGACCAUUCAGUUCGAUUCUAUAGAACAAUGGCCCAGCAAAGGACAUUGAAAGAGUUGGCAACACCAAAUCUUGACCAACAACCACUUUGCAUCCAGUAUCCACCGUUGGAUGUAAACUUUGAGCUAAAAUCGGGCCUCAUCCACUUAUUGCCUUCUUUCCAUGGGCUGCCUGGUGAGGAUCCGAAUAAACAUUUGAAGGAGUUUCAUAUUGUCUAUUCUAGUAUGAAACCUGCUGCAGUGACUGAGGAACAAAUUAAGCUGCGAGCUUUUCCUUUCUCCCUAAAGGAUGCAGCCAAAGAGUGGUUGUACUAUCUUCCACCUGGUACUGUUGAAACUUGGAAUGGUAUGAAGACUAUGUUCCUAGAACGAUCCUUUCCAGCAUCUAAAGUUGGAAGCAUCAAGAAAGAGAUCUGUGGUAUAAGGCAGUAUAUAGGAGAGUCUUUGUAUGAAUAUUGGGAGAGAUUUAAAAGGCUAUGUGCUAGUUGCCCUCAUCAUCAGAUAAGUGAACAACUCCUCAUUCAGUACUUUUAUGAAGGAUUACAAUCAUUGGAUAGGAGUAUGAUUGAUGCAGCCAGUGGGGGUGCACUAGUUGAUAAGGCUCCUGCUGUAGCUAGGAGCUUGAUUUCUAAUAUGGCUGCUAACUCACAACAGUUUGGCAUUCGCCAAGAUCUUGUUCCACCACCCAAAUCAACUAAUGAAGUGAGCACCUCUAAUGCUAAUCAGCUAGGUCAAAAAUUAGCUCAAUUAACUGCAGUGGUCCAACAACUAGCUUUGGGCCAACAGGUGCGGCCAUGUGAAAUCUGUCAAGUUGUGGGGCACGCUACUGAUACUUGCCCUACUCUAGUGGAGGGAGAAACUGAGGGUGUUAACACUGUAGGAAAUUUCCCUGGUCAAUUAAGUCAGAUGUAUUAUGAACCAUUUUCACAAACUUAUAACCUUGGCUGGCGUGAUCAUCCAAAUCUUCGUUAUGGGAAUCAACAACAAAUUGCUCCACAACCAACAUCAGCGAGACCACCUGGUUUCACUAUGCAACAACGAUUUCAAAAUAAUUUUGUACCUAGACCAUCACAAGCACCGCAAGCUGUUCCACCACCAAGUGCUAAACCUUCUACUGAGGAUUUAAUCAAUGCACUUGCUACAAAUACUCUUCAAUUUCAGCAAACCACCCAAGCUUCCAUCAAAAGUUUGGAGAAUCAGGUGGGACAAUUAGCAGCAUCAUAUAACAUGUUGGAAGCUCAUCUGUCAAAUAAAUUGCCUUCACAAUCUGAGAUGAAUCCCAAGGAGAAUGCUAGUGCAGUAACUUUGCGAAGUGGGACGCAAUACGAUCCACCUAGUCCUCCAAUGCCCAGUAAAUUGUCAUCCAAGCCACAAGUUGAUUGCUCAGUUAAUGAAGAUGUUCCUCCAAAGCCAACCACCCCUACACAACUAAGCCCUAAGCCUACUUUUGUCAUUCCACCUCCAUUCCCAAGUAGACUUAAGAAGACUAAAAAGGAAGAGGUUGACAAGGAAAUUCUUGAUACGUUCUGA
Molecule: messenger RNA, 1701 nt
Organism: Humulus lupulus (European hop)
Lineage: Eukaryota; Viridiplantae; Streptophyta; Magnoliopsida; Rosales; Cannabaceae
Exons: 1
Coding region: 1-1701 (566 amino acids)
Source: RefSeq, a predicted model, not a curated record